This is a messenger RNA of Chondrus crispus (carragheen), 3234 nucleotides long. RefSeq lists its product as hypothetical. The record is from RefSeq and is a predicted model, not a curated record. Gene Ontology annotation, biological process: reciprocal meiotic recombination; double-strand break repair via homologous recombination. The transcript is spliced from 3 exons. NCBI's taxonomy places the organism in Eukaryota, Rhodophyta, Florideophyceae, Gigartinales, Gigartinaceae. Gene Ontology annotation, molecular function: DNA translocase activity; ATP-dependent chromatin remodeler activity; ATP binding. Bases 1 to 3234 code for a protein of 1077 amino acids. Gene Ontology annotation, cellular component: nucleus.
AUGACCACUCAUGAGGGUUAUCCGCUGCCAUCUCCAAGGAGGCGUCCUUCCGCGGCCCGAUCAAACGGUGCACCAUCUGCUUCCGGUGCGACCGCGAACAAUCCGACCACCCCACCUGUACUACCGCGGAGACAACCUCAUCGUCCCUCCCCUCAUGUUGCAGAUACAUCUCCACUUGUAUGGGUGCCUUCUGCUGCGCUUUCGACCUCAACUGUCCCUAGUAUUCACACCGCUAAUGUGUUGAUUCCCCCCAACCCUCUCCGAACUGUGCAAGCCACUUCUUCCCGUACAAACCCUCCAAUUCCUCCUCUCAAACAAACGCCGCCCUUGCAACCAUCCCACUCACGUGCUCCACCUGAUUUCGGCGAAGUAACAGACCAGAAAGAUCUUGCUACUUCACAGCAAGACACACAGCGAGAUCCGCCUGUUUAUCCUUCUGACUUCUUGGACUCUCUUCAUCGCCUCGCAAACGACCAACGAAUCCCAUCACGGCACCCCUCCAGACGUCUCAUCAAGCUAUUGGAAUUCCUUAUGCGGAAUCGCAUUCCAGAUUCAAUAUCUUUUGCAGGGGACUGUUUGCGAUUGUACAACGAUGCAUACAGCCGUAAGAUGAGGACAUUGAAGGCCACUCGUGAAAGUCACCUGCCACCGCAUGGUGCAACUGUGGAGGGGGCUGGUCAAGCACAAGCCGCACCGCAAGGCGCUACCGAUGUAAAUAGUAGAGAAGUAAGAGUGGAACCGUCCCAUGAGGCACGCAAUACGCCCGAGGUCAUCACCAUACCGGGUGAGGUCCAGAGCGUACCUGUCAUCCAGAUCAAAGAAGAAUCUCCCUCUCCACGAAGAGAACCAAUUCCUAAGAUAACCAGUCCCAUGUUUUCAGGGAGAGAAAGCCUCUCUGGAGACGUAAGAGAUCGCUGGAAACAGUUAAUCAACAGCCGUAAGGGGUUUCCCCCGCGAAAUUCCGAAGAUGAUAAGUACUACUGCAUUUGGAAAGGCAAAGAUGGCACAAUUCGCCUUCCCGUUGAUUAUUGCAGGUCUUUGAAAAAGCUGCAUGACAAAAGUGGUGAACUUUGCGAGAUACAUCUGGAUGCCUUGCGGUAUCUUUGGCAUUAUAUGAUCGCUGACACCUGCGCAGGAGCCGUUUUCAAUCCACCAAUUGGCUAUCCAAGUUCCUUGUUGGUUUUAACGUUUUGCUAUCUUGUCAAUGCUCAACCUCAACAUAAGCACAAAAGAAUAGUCAUAUUUUGUCCCCGCUGUUCGGUCAAUAGAUGGAUGGCAGCAGCGAAGUGUUGUCGUGGUGUUUCCGUAUCUAUUUUGCAGUCUGGAACGUGGGCGCAAGACGCUGAGCGAUGGAACGAACAGGGCGGUGUGCUUUUGUGUCCUUUUGAUGUGUACCGUGACGUUUUGUACGCACCAUCGUCGUCAACCGAGCAGAGGGCUGCAACGAUUCGUUUGAUUUGUCGUCCAGGGCCCUCAAUCGUCAUUUUAGAUGAAGCCUCCCGCCUUCUCACAUUGCAACCGGCUCUACGACGUUCACUGAACCGAAUCAAAACGAAGUCGCGCCUCGCACUUACCAACCUACCGCGGAUCAAUAACAUGGUUCCAUUUUGGAGCAUCAUCGACUGGGCUGUGCCAGAGUUUCUUGGUUCGCUGGAAGAAUAUUUGCGAGUGUUUCUCAGUAAGUUAAUCCAUUGCAACAUGAAUACAAGAUGCCUUGGUGAAAAUCGGCAAGUAUCCCCAAUUGAAAAAGGAUUAGAGAUGAUGUUUCAAUACGUAGUUCACGAAGUGGACGGAGAAACGCUAAAUCGUGGUGUCGAGAGCAGCAGGGGUCACAAAUUGAGAGAGACCACGAUAUUUUUAAAACUUUCUCCAGCGCAUAGGGAAAUAUAUGACGACAUCGCCAAGUUGGUGCUGGCUUCGAGGAAGAAGGGUGAGCUCAGUAACUACGUGGCCAUGCACGUUCUCAUGCUCGCUUCGACUAGCAUAUUGGCAUUGCUGCAGCUCUUGUGCACGCGAUUAGAUAAUGAAGAACCACAAGACGAAAUCGCAAGAAAGGUGCCUUGUGUUCAAGCCGUCUUCAAGAAAUUGCACAAAGUGAUUCAGAAAAAAGUUACGGCUUCUAUCAAGUACGCAAAGUUUGAGGCCAUGAUCAGAAUGUGCGACGCCACAGCACAGUCGAACGGCAAGCUUGUCAUCCUUUGUGCAAUGCCCGAAGUACAAAAAGAAGUAAUUGCGGCUAUCCAAGCAAAUUGCACUGAAUGCGAAGUCUUUUUUUGUGACCUAUUGUCUGAAGAGGAGGCACGAAUUGUUCAGAUCAACAACUUUUACAACUGUACAUCCGGGGCUGUUCUACUUGCUCCUGUUGGCUUUGCCGUUGAUUUCUGUGAAGAAGCUGGCUGGGGAGCUCUUCAUUCUUCGCACAUCCUGGUGUUGGAAUCCCUGUGGAACGAAACGGCGACGUCACAGGGAAUCAACAGGGUAUAUAACUUUUCGACAGAGACGGAUAUUCACGUAUAUUUUCUAUCUGUCGUGGGUACAAUCGAUGACAUUUUGAUUGCUCGAAGGAAACGCCGUCACACACCAUCCUUGCUUCUGCCACACGUCUCAGACGCAUAUUUCGAAAAAGACGUACAAAUUCCUGGUGAAUCACUUGAGCCCGAUUACACGGAAAACUACUUGGCUGCUGUUUCAAGUCUUCCAGAAUUCCAUCGCAUAGAACGGACUUCGGGUCGACACCUUAUUGGUUCGGUGAACAGAGGUUGUAUUAGCAAGGACGAUGAAUACCGUGCAGAGCUUGACGUAGCGAAGGGGCGGAUCGAAUACUUUCAGUCUUUGCCGAAAGUGGUAGACGCCGUCCAGGAACUUUCCUACGGCGCAAACUUGUACGAAGCUUUGCGUGAUACAAGAGUGUAUCGAGCCUACAGUAUGCUCUCAUCAAAGAAUGGCCAGACUUCAAAUUCGUUUCUUUCUCUUUGGAACGAGCACUUUUGUCUCUACGAGCAGGAUCAUAUCAACGGGUGUUUUGCCCCGCUUGAAGUCCAGACGCCUGAUGGUCCUGAUGCGCAGGUCCACGGAUUUGAAAGAACCCAACCAGCAAUACCCAAUUCGGCAACCUCUUCUCCCGCUUUCACACCUCAUAAGCGAAGCAGACCUGUUGACGAUUCCGCACCCCCGCAUGGCCCGCAGCUUCUGAUGGGCAUGUCUACAUUGGAAACUGUUUUGAACGUACCAUGA